Metopolophium dirhodum (rose-grain aphid) is the source of this 2208-nucleotide messenger RNA. RefSeq lists its product as uncharacterized. The coding region runs from base 1 to 2208 and encodes 735 amino acids. The record is from RefSeq and is a predicted model, not a curated record. The transcript has 3 exons. Lineage: Eukaryota; Metazoa; Arthropoda; Insecta; Hemiptera; Aphididae. Gene Ontology annotation, molecular function: catalytic activity.
AUGGGCAAUAUGACAAUCCUUUUCGUGGGGUGUGAUGAAAGAGGACAAUACGGAGUUGGUUUUGCGGUACGUAAGAAUAUAGUACCAACGAUAAAAGAUUUUAGAAUAAUUAACCCAAUACUGGCGUUGCUAAAAAUAGAGACUAAAUGGUUCGAUAUCGUAUUCAUUAACGUACAUGCACCCACGGAGGACAAAUCACAACAAGAAAAAGAAGAUUUUUAUACUGAGAUAGAACAACUACUAGAAGGGAUUAGUAAUAGCAAAAUAAAAAUUGUACUAGGAGACAUGAACGCCAAAAUAGGGAAAGAGAGAUCAUAUAGACCAACUAUUGGUACCCACAGUUUACACGACAUGACUAAUGACAAUGGCACAAAACUUGUGGAUAUGGCCAUAGGGAAAGGUCUCAAAGUCAAGAGUACAAUGUUCCCGCAUAACAACAUACAUAAAGGGACGUGGGUGUCACCUGAUGGUAGGCACAUAAACCAAAUAGAUCAUAUAUUAAUAAAUGAGAGAUUUGCCAAUAACAUAACGGAUGUAAGAACAUACAGAGGAGGUGACUGCGACUCAGACCAUUUCCUAGUGGCUAGUAACCUUAGGGUUAAGCUAAAAACAAUGAGUAGGAAUAUGAAAUCGGAAAUUGUCAGGUAUGAUGUAGAGAAACUCAGGGAUAGUAGGAAAGCUAGAGAAUUUCAAGAGAACAUACAGAAAAUGGCACGAGAAUUAAACUCAAACCCCGAAACAGUAGAUGAGCAAUGGAAAAUAAUUAAACAUACCCUUGGAAAUGUGUCGGAGAAAGUUUUAGGGAAAGCCCAUAGAACGAAGAAACCCUGGUUUAAUGCUAUCUGCCAAGAAGCCCUGGAAAGAAGGAAAAUAGCAAGAGAAAGAUGGCUAAAUGAUACUAACAAUCAGGAGGAAGAAAGAAUCUUUAUAGUUAGAAGGAAAGAAGUACAGAACAUUUUGAGGUGUGAAAAGAGAAAAAUCAAACCUUUGGCCGAACAAGUGGUGGGGGACUAUCAAUGUGGAUUCAGGCAAAAUAGGUCAACGACAGAUCAGAUAUUUAUAAUCAGGCAGUUAUUCCAGAAAAGCUGGGAAUAUAAUAAGGAACUCCAUGUUAUCUUCGUUGAUUUUCAAAAAGCGUAUGACAGUAUAGAUAGAACUAGCAUAACCGAAAUUCUGAAACAUUUUCAUUUCCCAAGGAAAAUAGUACAAUUAGUGGAAGCUAGUAUAAGACAAACCAAAAUCAAAGUCAAAGUAGGAAACGCGACAUCGAGGAUAGUGGAGGUAAGAACCGGACUUAGACAGGGGGAUGCCUUGUCUCCAGUACUCUUUAAUUUAGUAUUAGAGAAGGUGGUCCGAGAAAUAAAUAUUGGAAGAGAUGAAGGAGUAAGAAUGGAUAGAACUUGCUUCAGUCUGCUCGCCUAUGCAGACGAUAUAGUCUUGCUAGGAGAAGACGAACAUAAAGUGGUAGGUUUAUGCGGCAGGUUAAUAGUAUCGGCAAAGAAGGUAGGGCUACAUCUCAACAUAGAGAAAACGCAGUACAUGAAAGAAACCGAAACCAUAACAGUUGGCCAGUACGAGUUCAAAAGAGUAGAAGAUUUUAAAUACCUGGGCACGAUUGUAACGCAGAAGAAUGAAUGUCAAAUUGAAAUUCAACAAAGAAUAAAAAUGGGAAAUAAAUGCUUCUAUGCACUAGGCAAACUAGUAAGCUCGAAAGUCAUGUCAAAAGAGGUUAAAACUCAGCUGUAUUUGACAAUCAUACGACCAAUAGUCAUGUUUGGUUCACAAUGUUGGACGUUACGAAAGACUGAGGAGGAAAGAUUAGCAGUUUUUGAGAGGAAGGUACUUCGUAAAAUAUAUGGACCUAUAUAUGAUCAAGAGCUUCAAGGAUGGAGAAAAAGACAUAAUCAAGAACUGACGGAGCUUUUCAAUAGACCAAAUAUUAUGAACGAGAUCAAACGGAGCAAGUUGGUAUGGGCAGGACACGCAGUUAGGAAGCAAGAUUCAAUGGUUCAAAGGGUACUCCAAGAAAACCCAAAGAGAAAAAGACCACUGGGUAGACCAAGGCUACGCUGGGAAGAUGGAAUAAAAAAAGAUUUCCUAAGUGCUGGUGGAGCGGAAUAUGAUCAUAGGGACUGGAAGGAAGUAGCAGAGAAUAGAGAAGAAUGGGAAAGGAUUUGUUCUAUGGCAAGACGGUCUCAAAGGCCUUAA